This is a messenger RNA of Thermothelomyces thermophilus ATCC 42464, 1642 nucleotides long. RefSeq lists its product as uncharacterized. NCBI's taxonomy places the organism in Eukaryota, Fungi, Ascomycota, Sordariomycetes, Sordariales, Chaetomiaceae. Bases 139 to 1545 code for a protein of 468 amino acids. The transcript has 5 exons. Gene Ontology annotation, cellular component: preribosome, small subunit precursor. Gene Ontology annotation, molecular function: RNA endonuclease activity. The record is from RefSeq and is a predicted model, not a curated record. Gene Ontology annotation, biological process: ribosomal small subunit biogenesis; maturation of SSU-rRNA.
GGGAAAUUCCAAAGGGUCAUUGUUUCUCAAGCCCAACCGUGAUGGCACGGUUCAAACAGUGAAAAGUCGCCCCCACUCUACAGCAGCUCUAACCGACCAGUGCCUGCCCCCGGAAGACAGUCGUAUCUCUCUGCAAGCAUGGAUCAACAAGCGAGCGAAUCUGUAGCGCAGGCGCAAAGCGAGAGCCCAGGCCCGAGCCCGACCCAGAACCCCGCCCCCGCCACGGCCAGUCCUUCCGAGACCGCGCCGACACCAGCAUCAACGCACACCACAACGUCUUCCAAGCCGGUCCAUUCACUCGUCAUAGACGCGAAUGCAAUCAUUAGAAACGACCCAACUGUCUCCACAUUGCUUGCUCAAGCCGAGCAGCUUUAUACUAUCCCUGCUGUGGUCUCAGAGAUCCGUGAUGAGGCAACAAGAUCUCGCUUUCAAACAACUCUGUCCCCAUUCCUCAAGCUUCGGAGCCCCCGACCGGAAUCAGUCCAGUUCAUCACCAGUUUUGCGCGAAAAACUGGCGAUCUCCAGGUUCUGUCAAAGCCCGAUAUUCAGCUUCUCGCCCUUACAUACGAAUUGGAGGUGGAGAGAAAUGGCGGUGACUGGCGGCUCAGGCGAGACCCUAACCAGCAAGGCGUAAAUGGGAAGCCACCGGCAAAAUCUGGAGAUGAAGUCGAUAAGGAUUCCAAGACCGAGGCAGAAGAAAAGGGCAGCGCCGACUCCCCGGCCACCGCUUGCGAAGUGGCUAAGGAGCCAGUAGAGACUUUGCCAAGCGCCGUGGAGGGGGAUGCUCAGGUCAACCCAGGAAUAAACGAGUCAGUUGCUGAGCAACUCCAAAAUCUCAGCUUGAACAAGCCGGCGACCGAGGAAAACGUCGUCGAAGAAGAGGACUUGACAGAGGAAGAGGACGAUGGAGAGGGGGAAUGGAUUACCCCGAGUAACAUCAAGAAGUACCAGGCUCGGGAAAACGCCCAAAUUGAGCCCCAGCCGUUACAGAGUGUGCUUCAGGCCGCGCUGAUCACAGGCGAUAUGGCUAUGCGGAACGUGGCUCUGAGGAUAAACCUAAACCUUCUCGAUUCAGGCUUCUCUCGCAUCACUUACCUCAAAACCUGGGUUCUUCGCUGUCAUGGGUGCUUUAAGGUCUGCAAGGACACGUCAAAGCAAUUUUGCCCGUCCUGCGGCCAACCCACCUUGACGCGUGUCUCGUGCAGCACCGACGCUAACGGAAACUUCACUCUCUACCUCAAGAAGAACUUCCAGUACAACAACCGGGGCAAUGUGUACAGCAUCCCCAAGCCCACGCACGGCUCCGCAAGCGGGAAAGGAACCCAUAUCAAGGGCGGCGGUAAGAACGGGUGGGGGAGGGAGCUGAUUCUAGCUGAGGAUCAGAAGGAGUACAAGAAGAAGCUGGAAGAGGAGCGCCGUAUGAAAACUCGCGAUCUCAUGGACCAGGACUACCUGCCCAGCAUCCUGAGCGGCAACAGAACUUCGGGAGGAGGAAGGAUCAGAGUCGGCGCAGGUCGCAAUGUCAACGCGAAAAAGAGGAGGUGACGGUAGCGUAUUGUGGGCAAGAAAAGGAACACGGGGAAUUUUGGGCGGGCGAGAAUAAAAACAAAUCAUUGUCGCGGCAUCAUGUCUGCAUUUCGAC